Closterium sp. Naga37s-1 is the source of this 1473-nucleotide messenger RNA. NCBI's taxonomy places the organism in Eukaryota, Viridiplantae, Streptophyta, Zygnematophyceae, Desmidiales, Closteriaceae. The record is from the annotation of a GenBank genome assembly.
AUGCCCGUGGCGCCGCGCGCCCUCUCCGCCACAGCGGCCGUGCGCGCGUCGCUGGACACGCGGGUGCUGGAGAGCAAGUCGCUGGGGGAGCUGCGCGCGCUGGCGCGCCAGCGGGGGCUGCGCGGCGACACCAAGGCGGAGCUCGUGAAAAUGCUCAGCAGGCAAGCCUCACUGCUUCUCUCUCUAUCUGGAACGAACGGCGCAUUCGGCGCCACGCCCGCCGCGCCAGUAACCGCAGCGGCCCCAUCCGCAGCGCAGGGGGCGACUCAGUCGGCGCAGGCGCGGCAGCUGGAGGCGAUGCCGCUGGCGCAGCUGCGCGCCAUGGCGCGGAGCCGAGGCAUCUUCGGCAACACCAAGGCGGAGCUCGUCGCGGCGCUCCUUGCCGCGUCAGGUGCGCCUGCCGCCGCGCCCGCUGCACCGGCCGCCGCGCCCCCGCCGGCCCCUGCUGCGCAGUACUCCGCCGCGCCGUCCGCCGCUGCCCCCGCGGGCGGCAGCAACGCGUUGGCGCGGCAGCUGGAGUCGAUGCCGAUGGGGCAGCUGCGCGCAAUGGCGCGGCAAAAGGGGCUGCGCGGCAACACCAAGGACGAACUCAUCUCCGCGCUGCUUGGCACGUCAUCCCGACCCUCCUCCUACAAAGUCCCAAUCGCAGCACCGUCCGCUUCCUCCCCACCUCCUGCCCCCGCCGCCCCGUCCGCGCCCGCACCCGCACCCGCACCCGCCUCCCCGUCCGCUCCCGCGGCUGCCGCCGUGAACCCGCAGGCGCUGUCACGGCAGCUGCAGGCGCGGCCGCUGUCCGCGCUGCGCGCCAUGGCUUCCGCCAAGGGCAUCUCGCCCGCCGUUUCCAGCAAGGACCAGCUCGUGCGCGCGCUCAUCGCGGCGGCGACAGCAACAGCGGCGGGGGUGACGGAGGUGCGGGCGGCGGCGUCAGUGCGGUCGGCGGAGCUGCAGGCGCGGCCACUAUCGGAGCUGAGGGCCAUGGCGAAGCAGAGGGGGCUCAGGGGCGACACCAAGGCCGAGCUCGUCAAGCUGCUCACUGCCAGCGACCCCACCCCCAACUUCGCGUCUACACCCACCACCCCUCCUCGCUCCGCCACCGCCACCGCCACCGCCACCGCAGCAGCAGCAGUGGCAACGGCCACAGCCACAGCCACGCCCUUCUCAUCUGGCAUCAGCAUCCCCUUCCAGUCCGACGCCCCUGCCGGCGGCACCACUGCCAUCCAGCCCGCUCAGUCCGCCACAGCAGCAGACUCGGAGGCGCCGUCGAUUCAGGAGGCGAUUGAGCUGUUCUUUUCUCCGGACCGGGGGCAGGAGCAGCAGGCGGACGGGCUGUCGGAGCAGGCUGCCUUCCUGCGUAAUGUGAUGGUUGCAGGCAUAGGCGUGGCCGUGCUGCCUCUCAUCCUGCCCAUGCAGAUGCCUACUCCUGUUGCUGUCGCCCCCUCCUCCCCGCCACCGGCCAUCACCGCCCCUGUUGAG